UGCGGUCCGCGCGCACCAGCGACUGGGCGCUGCGACGCCGCUGCGGCUCCGAGGGGCCCUGCUCUCGCCUGCGCUCCUGGGGGCUUCGUGGUUGGCCUUUUCUGCCGGGUGACUGGCCUCUUUCAAGGAGGUUUCAAGUGGACACGAGGCAAUCGAGCAGGGCUCCCGUGAGGGGCCGAGGUUUCUGUCCCCACAACACUGUCCUCAUUAAAGGGUUGCAUCUGAGCCCUGCACCCCAAAAAAUGAGUCAGGUUGAGGAAGGCGUCGCGGGCAUCCAAAAUUCAUCACGAUAGACGAUACCUCCAACCCGAGAGCCCCUACUGCUCCAACUAGAACUUGAGGGCCGAAAGUGGACACAUCCUGGAGCUGCUAGGGGCAGCAGGAUGUACCUGGGGAGAAGGGGGGGGCGCUUGGUCUGAUGACCCAAAGCCCAGUGGAGAGAGUGAGGGGGACCGCGCGGGGAGACAGGACAGAUGCCUCCAGAGGGUUUCCUGCAGUAGCAGGAGCCGGGGAACUUGACUUUCAUGGCUGUUUCUCUUUUGCUAGCUCCGGCUUCCCAGGACUGUGCUGCGAGGAGGGCAUGACCAAGUUCCAGGGCAUUUGUGCAGAUCGUUGUCAGUAAAGGAGGAGCACUUACUGUUUUAGGAGCCAGUAACAUUCGAGGAUUUCUCUGUGGACUUCACUGAGGAGGAGUGGGGUCCCCUGGACCCUGCUCACAGGAAGCUGCACAGAGCUGAGAUGCCACAGCCCUACAGCCACUUGGUCUCAAUGGGAGACUUGAAUGAAAAUUCUGUGGAGAAUCUUCAAGAGAAAGGACUUGGGGAUCUUUUACAUGAAGAGCUUUUCUGCUGGCUAAUUUUGGAAGAGAUGGCCAGUACCGUAACUGGGAGUAAGGAUUACAUUGUGAAUCUUCAAGGAGAAAUAUACAGGAGCCCUGAGCUAGAUCUUUCCCUUUGUCAAAAGUGGGGAGAAGCAUCUUCUCACGUUUCCAGCAACAAGAGCAGUGGCGUGGCCCUUCAAGGUGGUGAUGUCAACAAGUGUUUAAGUGCCAUGGAAAGUGAAGAGUAUUUGUCUUUGAAAGUUCCGAGCCAAGUGGCCACACAGGACUCCUCAGUGACGUUUUGUAAGAAUGAGCCCCAGGAUCCUCAGGAGAGAAAAAGUCUGUUUGUAACAGAAGAAAGUACUGAGAGAAAAGUAUUAGGAGGGAAAAGUCCACCCAUAGACCACUGUUCAGAGACCCUUCAUAUUAAACUUGUGUCUGAUGUAAUAGAACUGGUCUCACCAUUGUUCAGUGGUGAAGCUAUUUGCCAGAAGAGCCAAUUGAAAGAAUCCUUGGAUCCCUUUGACUGUAACUGUAAUAACAUUUAUGGUUGGAAAUCACGGGUGGUCAGUCAUCAGAGAGCUCCUACAGAGAAGCAUCCCUGUAACCAUUAUGACUCUGGCAAAAUACCUAAUACCAGCUCAGAUAGUCAUCCAUGUGAGAAAAUGCACAGUGCAGAGAAACAAUACCAAUGUAGUUGGUGUGGUAAGGACUUCAGUGAGAGCUCAGAACUACUACUUCAUCAGAGAGAUCACACAAAAGAAAAGCCCUACAAAUGUGAGCAUUGUGGGAAGGGUUUCGUGAGGAGCUCAAGUCUCCUCAUCCAUCGAGCCAUCCACACUGAUGAGAAACCUUAUAAGUGUGACAAGUGUGGGAAGGGCUUCACAAGGAGUUCAAGUCUGCUUAUUCAUCAUGCAGUCCAUACAGGCGAGAAACCUUAUAAAUGUGACAAGUGUGGGAAGGGCUUUAGUCAGAGCUCCAAAUUGCAUAUCCAUCAGCGAGUGCACACUGGUGAGAAGCCCUAUGAGUGUGGGGAGUGUGGAAUGAGCUUCAGUCAGCGCUCUAACCUGCACAUCCACCAGCGAGUCCACACAGGAGAGAGGCCCUACAAAUGUGGAGAGUGUGGCAAGGGCUUCAGUCAAAGUUCGAACCUUCACAUUCACCGGUGCAUACACACAGGGGAGAAGCCUUACCAGUGCUAUGAGUGUGGAAAGGGCUUCAGCCAGAGCUCAGAUCUCCGCAUCCAUCUCAGAGUUCACACUGGGGAAAAGCCUUAUCACUGCGGCAAGUGUGGGAAGGGGUUUAGCCAGAGCUCCAAACUCCUCAUCCACCAGAGAGUACAUACUGGAGAAAAGCCCUAUGAGUGCAGCAAGUGUGGGAAGGGCUUCAGCCAGAGCUCCAACCUCCACAUCCACCAGCGAGUUCACAGGAAAGAUCCCUGUUAACAAACUCUUCAAUUAUAUGCUUGUACUCUAAAGACUUAAAUAUUUUUAACAUCACUCUGACCUCUAUAUUCUAUGAAGAAAGAUGAGUUAUUAAGAUUUCCCUCACUGAAAAUUCAUUCAUUUGAAGUAUUUAAGUGCCAAGAACUUUGUUAUAUUAUACAAUGAAUUCCUUGUUCUAGUUCCUUAGAUAGGUGGAGUGAAAACAGCUGUACACUAGCUCAGCCAGUGUUGUUAGAACUACACUAGAGGCCCAGUGCAUGAAAUUUGUGCACGAAUAGGGUCCCUAGACCUGGCCAGAAAUCAGGGCCGAUCGGGACCUUCAUUCCCUAGCUGAUGGCUGCUAGCCAGGGCCUUCCUUCGUUCUGCGCUGCCCCCUGGUGGUCAGCACACAUCAUAGCGAGUGAUUGAACUCCUGGGGGGACACUUUGCAUAUUAGCCUUUUAUAUAUAUAGAUACCCGCAUUUAUAACUGCAAGGACAUUACAUUUAUCCAAGUUCAACAUGUUUCCCUUUGUUCACAAUCUCUGAGAAAACAUAACACUGAUUUCUCUUCAAA
Molecule: messenger RNA, 2820 nt
Organism: Myotis lucifugus (little brown bat)
Lineage: Eukaryota; Metazoa; Chordata; Mammalia; Chiroptera; Vespertilionidae
Gene: ZNF239
Product: zinc finger protein 239
Exons: 3
Coding region: 739-2265 (508 amino acids)
Biological process (GO): regulation of transcription by RNA polymerase II
Cellular component (GO): nucleus
Molecular function (GO): RNA polymerase II cis-regulatory region sequence-specific DNA binding; DNA-binding transcription activator activity, RNA polymerase II-specific
Source: RefSeq, a predicted model, not a curated record